Messenger RNA from Fulmarus glacialis (Northern fulmar), 1407 nucleotides. It is a transcript of the gene SDC1, whose product is annotated as syndecan 1. The annotation marks the transcript as partial. Gene Ontology annotation, cellular component: membrane; cell surface. NCBI's taxonomy places the organism in Eukaryota, Metazoa, Chordata, Aves, Procellariiformes, Procellariidae. The transcript is spliced from 4 exons. The record is from RefSeq and is a predicted model, not a curated record. Gene Ontology annotation, biological process: cell migration.
CAAACUAUAAACCUGAACCUUCCUCCUGAAGAUCUUGAUUCAUCUGGUGAUGACGACGAUGCGUUCUCAGGUUCAGGUGCAGGUCCCCUGACUGACCAAUCUCACACCUGGAGAAUCCCAGGAGAACCGACUAAUUCCUCAUUACUGGCAACACCAAUGGAUUUCAAUGAACAGCCAUUUCCCGGGAUUGAGAGCCGAACUGAAAAGGAAGUAAUAUCUCCUUCUGCAACUAGUAAUGUAGUGACAGAGGAGCCAGUUGUAGCUGUGAAGGAUGAAGUACCCAUCCUGGGCUCAUCUGAUGAGAAACUAACAAAUGUUGUGGUUACAACAACAGUGAGAAGUCCCACUACUCACUUUCCUUCAGUGGUUCAUGUAACUCCUUCAGAAGCCUCAGGCACGGUCCAUGAGCUCGAACCUAAAAUCCCUAGCUCUGAUGUGCCAGACACUAAAGACGUGCCUGAGCCCCACUCUACCAUCCAUCAUGAGGAAGACAUCACUGCCACCCCCACGACGACAGCUCCAAAGGACAUUGUUCCUACACAUGAAGAGGUUUCUGAAGAUGGCUCUGGAGACCCGGGAGACUUCAUCUUGACUAAAGAUGAGGAUUUGGUCCCCACCCAGAACUCAGAAGUACUGGCUGACUCUGGGAGGAAUGCCAAAGCAGCAGGAGCCUCGGGAAUUAUGGACAGAAAAGAAGUUCUUGGAGGUGUUAUUGCUGGAGGACUAGUAGGCUUGGUGUUUGCAGUGUUUCUAGUUGCAUUUAUGCUGUACAGAAUGAAGAAAAAAGAUGAAGGCAGCUAUUCACUGGAUGAACCAAAACAGUCUAAUGGAGGAUACCAAAAACCACACAAACAAGAAGAAUUCUAUGCAUAAACACUGAUCUUCAGGACACUUCUUAUUCCAUCUUUCUUGGACUCUUCUCUCCCUGCACAUGGACCUCCUAGUGUGCUUUGCGUUAAACUUAAGCCAUAUGAUCAUUGGGUUAUUUGCCCUUACCACUUUGCCGUUGGAAAUUUUAUAACUACAAAGUAGAUCUGGAUUCAUUGAACAUUCCCCGCUUUCUUGCACAACUUUUUUUUUUUUUUUAACAGAAGUGGGACUGCAAGUUCCUAAACUCACUUUGGUUUAUCUAAAGACUGCUGGGGCAAGCGGUGGGGAGAAGAUAAGGGAGCACUGUAUGCAUAAACCUCUUGAUAUUUAGGGAAAGGGCUAGCAAGAAUAAACAAUUAUCAGUGCUCGAAUUCUGUAUAGCAGGGAUCCUUCCUAUUUAACUCAUAGAUGUGUUUUAAGUGUAACAAAUGGCUGUGCUGGGCAGACGUUUGGUACACUGCAAUCCUCUAGCUCUUUCUAACUGCCGUAUUUGGAGCACUUAAUGCCUAUGAAACAUCAAGCUGAACAUGAUUUCUA